AUGGCUCAGUCUGAAGCCGGCGGCAAUUUCAAAAGCUACUCUUGCUUGGCAUGUCGGCAGCGAAAGGUCAAAUGCGACCGGCGUGCUCCGUGUUCCAACUGUGUCAAGGCCGACAAGCAAUGCAGCUUCAUUCCCCCGACGCGCGGGAAGCGUAAAAGGACCAAACCUCCCCGAGAGGGUCUGCACGCCAAAUUGGAACGGUACGAGAAACUGCUGAGUUUACACGGCAUCAAAACUGAGCCCUCUCAUGAUCUCGAUGACUCCGACUCCGAAACUGAUGCGUGGAUGAACGAGGAUGCCAAUGCUGUCGUCACCACAAUCGAGGAGACGAAACCAAAACUCGUCAUAAGAGAAGGGGUAUCCCGAUACUUUGACAGUGCACCUUGGUCUACUUUCGGCGGCGAAUUUCAACAUCCGGAAGUCGGUAGUAGGCCUACAGAUGAAUCGUUUCUCGACGAAAGCGGGUUGUUCUUCAUUCAGAAUGAGAAACUCGAAAAUCUCGCAAGCCUCCACCCGUCCGUUCAGAUACUGCCAAAGUUAAGGGAGAUAUACGUCGAUCGGGUUGACCCUCUGGUUAAAAUCUUGCAUCUUCCGACAUUCUGGACUGCGUUAACAAAUGGACUGCGACAUCCAGCGGAGCGAUCCAAAAGUCUAGAGGCUAUGAUGUUCGCUUUCUACCUGGCGAUCGUUAGCACUCUCAAUGACGACGAGUGCCAGGAUCUAUUUGGAGUCUCGCAAUCGGUCACGUAUCCCCGCUAUAGACUCGCAAGUCGUCAAGCUCUGGUCAAUGCCAGAUUCCUGUCGACUUCCGAUCCAAUGACCCUUCAGGCUUAUGCAAUGUUCAUGGUAAGCGACGCUAUCCAGCCCUUUUUCACGAGUCUAACGAAGAAGAUGUGCGUCCGAAAAAGUCACCCAUGUGACACCUUAUUUGUCUUGUCCGGCGUCGCCAUCCGGCUGGCACGCAAAAUGGGAUUCCACCGCGAUGGCUCAUUUCUUGGACUUUCGCCAUUCGACACCGAAAUGCGGAGACGACUGUGGUGGCAUUUGGUCCAUGUGGACUUUCGCAUAGCCGAUGUGCUGGGGACAAGACCGUCCAUGGAUCUUUCCUGCGCGGACACCAAAAUGCCACUCAAUGUCGACGACGAGGAUCUCCAUCCAGACAUGACUGACCUGCCCCCUAUACGCAACGGCAUUACCUCUAUCUCCCUUUGCCUGAUCAGACACGAGAUCAUGGUCUCCUUGCGUAAUCUCUCGACAUCGUCUCCUGCCGACUUGCGCUGGGAAGUACUCCUGGGGCCCAAUAUCACCCCGGCCAAAAAGGACAAUAUCAUCUGCCAAAUCGAGGAUCAUUUAGAACGAAAGUACUUGCGGUAUUGCGACCCGGCAAACCCGCUCCAUACUUUCGUAUCGAUCAUGAUCCGGUUCUGCAUAUGCAAGAUGAAGCUCGUUGCUCAUAACCCGCGCCAAUUCGCCAGCAGUCCCCCCAAAGACCCCCAAAGUGAGCGCGACAUGGUAUUUGCUAAUGCCACCAAGUUAUUGGAAUAUGUAACUUUGGUGCAAGGCGGUCAUCGCGGUCUGGAGAAAUACACGUGGCAGAUAGGCACAAGCGCUCUGUGGAACGCAAUGCUUUACGUGCUUAUCGAAGUUCGACAUCGCAAAACCGGGCCGGAGGUUGACCGGUCCUGGCAGUUGAUCGGAGUCGUGUUCUCUUGCCCUCGAGCCUUUGGCAGAACCGCUGAACCCGUGGAUACGGUGCUCCGCAAGUGGACACUGGAGGUUUGGGACCACUACGUUGCUGCUUCGAAGGCUGAGGGGCUGCCGGAACCAUCAACCCCUGAGUAUAUCCAUGCAAUUCGCAGUAGGAUCAGAGUUCGCUCGGCUGCAACCAAAUACAAUCCCACGCACGUGAAAGUCUUCCUGAUCUCGGACUUGAGUCUUACGAGUUUCCUGAUAUUCUGUCCUUCGAAAUGGAUCCGAAUGAAUGGGUACAGUGGGAACAAUUGGUCGCGGAGGGAGGCUUCCCCUGAGUGCGACUACGUCCUGGAGGAGGCAGAAGACACCGCUGUCAUGCUCAUCGGCGUCGAGGCAGAACUACCCUUUGCUCUAGGCGUGGCAGGAAAACUCAAAGAGACUCAGUGUAUUGUCGCGCAGGUUGCCAGUUUUCCCUGCCAGCGGCUGUUCGAGCAGCAAUCGGUGGAGUACAAGCGUUGGAAAGGAAACAGCUAG
Molecule: messenger RNA, 2226 nt
Organism: Aspergillus thermomutatus
Lineage: Eukaryota; Fungi; Ascomycota; Eurotiomycetes; Eurotiales; Aspergillaceae
Product: putative C6 transcription factor
Exons: 4
Coding region: 1-2226 (741 amino acids)
Biological process (GO): DNA-templated transcription; regulation of DNA-templated transcription
Molecular function (GO): DNA binding; DNA-binding transcription factor activity, RNA polymerase II-specific; catalytic activity
Source: RefSeq, a predicted model, not a curated record